CAGAACCUCUCGGUGUGUCCCGAGGAGGAGUCCGUGAUCCUCUCGUCCUUCGUCAGCUCCCUCUCGGCUCUGGCGGCCAAGGAAGUGGAUGAGCAGGAGCAGUUUGACUUCACCGCGCUGCGCCUGGACUGGUUCCGGCUCCAGGCCUACACCAGUGUGGCCAAGGCCGCGCUGCCGCUGAGCUCCAACAGUGACGUUGGCCGUGCCAUGAGCCUGGUGGUGUUCCACACGCGCCUGCUGGACCGGCCCGAGGAGCUGCUGGACGAGACCUCCGACCUGUCCCACCUCUGUUUCUACCCGCGUCCCCUGGAGCGGAUGUUCGCGCAGACGCUGGACGAGCCGUCCAUGCUGCGUUUCGCCAUCGCCUUCCCCCUGCUCUGCGCCCACUUCUCGCGCUGCCAGCACCCCAUGUGCCCCGAGGAGUACCCCCAGCUGGAGGCGGCGGCGCUGGGGCUGUGCCACAAGUUCCUGGAGGAGCUGGCGCGGGUGGGCAGCGGCUGCGUCCUGGACGCCUGCGCCGAGCAGCACAACCUGAGCCAGCAGCUCCUCCCCAAGCACUGUGCAGCCACCAUCAGCAGAGCCCGCGUCAAGAAGACCCCGAAGCAGCCGCCCCGCAAGGGGGACCCCCAAAGGGACAAACCGGGGACAGAGAGCCACCGGCGGGACCGGACCCUGACCACCAACAUGGACAAGCUGCACCUGACCCUGGCCGAGCUGUCCCUGAGCCUCAACCACGUCCCCAACUUCACCGUCUUCGGGCACACGGUGACACCGGCCGAGUACCUGAGCAGCCACCUGGAGGCGCGCCUGACCAAGGCCAUCGUGGCCAUGGCCGGGUACAGCCAGGCCUCGCAGGAGGUGGCGCGGCCCUCGGAGGUGCUGGCGGGGCUGGGCGCCUACAUGGGGCUGGUGCAGCGCCUGGGACACCUGGUGGCCCUGGACACGGCGCGGCUGCUGCGGGCGGUGCUGCUGCAGCAGAGCCACCCCCGCGACGGCAGCGGGCAGCCCACGCUGACGGCCAUCUACACAGACUGGUACCUGGAGGCGCUGCUGCGCCAGGCCAGCACCGGGGCCGUGCUCCUGUCCCCGGCCCUCCAGGCCUUCACCACGGUGCCCCGCGAGGAGCAGCCCCCGUUCAGCGCCGCCGAGUUCUCCGACGUCUCAGAGAUGCGGGCGCUGGCCGAGCUCAUCGGGCCCUACGGGAUGAGGUUCCUGAGCGAGAACCUGAUGUGGCACGUGGGGUCCCAGGUGACAGAGCUGAAGAAGCUGGUGGUGGAGAACAUGGACACGCUGGUGCAGCUGCGCUGCUGCCGGGCCGAGCAGAGGCCGGCGCUGCUGCCCCGCCUGAGCUCGGCCGAGAACGUCCUGAAGCGCAUGACCAUCAUCGGGGAGAUCCUGAGCUUCCGCGCCAUGGCCCAGCAGGGCCUGCGGGAGGUGUUCUCCCAGCACUGCCCGUUCCUGAUGGGCCCCAUCGAGUGCCUGGCGGACGUGGUGACCCCGGACACCGACAUCCAGGUCACCCUGAGCAUCUUCGAGCUGGCCUCGGCCGCGGGGGUCCCGUGCGAGGUGGACCCGGCGCUGGUGGCGGCCCUGGCGGGGCACAGGACAGAGGCCGUGUCCCCCGAGGAGGAUUACAAGGUGUCCUGCCUGCUCCUGGUGUUCGUGGCCGUGUCCCUGCCCCUGCUGGCCGCUGACCCCGCGUCCCUCUACAACCCCGAGCUGGACGGCCACAACAACAACGUGCACUGCCUGGCCAAGGCCAUCGUGCAGCUCUCGGCCGCGCUUUUCACCGUGCACGGCAAGAACAUCGAGACGCACCUCAAGGAGUUCCUGCUGCUGGCCUCCAGCAGCCUCCUGCAGCUGGCCCAGGAGCCGGACAAGGCGCGGCUGCGGAACCAGGACUCGAUCGUGCUGCUGCUGCACCUGAUCGUGGCCGAGUCGUCCUUCCUGACGCUGGACAUGCUGGAGAGCUGCUUCCCAUACGUGCUGCUGCGCAACGCCUUCCGCCAGGUGUGCCGGGAUCCCCCCGGCCGGGCCCCCCAGCACUGA
Messenger RNA from Melozone crissalis (California towhee), 2049 nucleotides. It is a transcript of the gene NCKAP1L, whose product is annotated as NCK associated protein 1 like. NCBI's taxonomy places the organism in Eukaryota, Metazoa, Chordata, Aves, Passeriformes, Passerellidae. Gene Ontology annotation, biological process: cell migration; cell morphogenesis; cell projection assembly. The record is from RefSeq and is a predicted model, not a curated record. Gene Ontology annotation, cellular component: SCAR complex.